This is a messenger RNA of Umbelopsis ramanniana AG, 996 nucleotides long. RefSeq lists its product as uncharacterized. The coding region runs from base 24 to 878 and encodes 284 amino acids. Lineage: Eukaryota; Fungi; Mucoromycota; Umbelopsidomycetes; Umbelopsidales; Umbelopsidaceae. The record is from RefSeq and is a predicted model, not a curated record. The transcript has a single exon.
CGAGAAGUUAAACUGCUACCACCAUGAGCUUCUCGGCUCAAGAGACAGAUCCAGACACGUUACCUCUUCCAAUCACCGUGAACAGCGAGUUUACUCUGGUAGAAGACGUCUACGAAGAGCUCUUCCAGUUAUACUCGGAAAGCGAUCAGUCCUUAUGGAAACACAAUCACGCUGUCAAGCAGAAAGAGGGAAUGGUGGAGAUUGAAGUCGAAAAUGUCAAGGGCCACCGGCCACUUCAAUUCACAGUAAUGCAAAAUCAGUCACUCCUAUCUAAGCGCGGCAUUACUGGCAGUGUGCUGUGGGACAGCUCCAUCAUGCUAUCCAACAUGUUCACACUACACCAACAGUUCUUCGGUCUAAACCCAGCUGAAACCAAGGUCCUGGAGCUGGGCUCAGGAUGCGGUCUAUUGGGAAUAACGCUGGCCUCGUUGGUGAAGCAAGUUAUCCUCACUGAUCAAUACGAAAUGCUUCCUCAGCUGGUCAAGAACAUUCGGCGCAAUCUAGGCGAUAAAUCCAAUACUGAAGUGGCCGAACUGCUCUGGGGAGACACCAUCUCCAAAGAUUUGCGAAAGGAGAUUGUGGACUGGGUGGUGGCCAGUGACUGUGUGUAUCACGAAUCACUGACAGGAAAGCUGGUGAAGACAUUGUCGGAUAUUUGCCAGUUCAGUGAUACAAACAAGAUACAAAGAUUCCAGGAAACCGGUGUCAAGGCGACGCGGACGUGUUUCGUGCUAGGGCAAGAGCUUCGUUCUGACACAGUCCAUCUCGAAUUCCUCACGUCACUGCACGAACAAUUCAUGGUAUACCGAGUACCGACAUCAUUCAUCCUGGAUGACUUUCAGAAUGGAUACUGUAUUUACUUUGGUUAUCUUCGGUAGUGACAUGCUUUUUCGAUAGCCCUCAGCCCGAAACUUACUUCCACCCUACCCUAAAUGCAUGCAUUUUGAGCUUAAUUUCUUUCGCACUCAUUAUAAUAAGAAGAAGGAUGCAAGACUU